AUGUAUAUCCCUGAAUAUUGCCGGGCCUUAGAGGAAAAUGAAAUAUCUGAGCACUGUUUUGAUUUGAUUUUUGCUUUUGAUGAAAUUGUUGCCCUGGGAUAUCGGGAGAAUGUUAACCUGGCACAGAUCAGAACCUUCACAGAAAUGGACUCUCAUGAGGAGAAAGUAUUCAGAGCAGUCAGAGAGACUCAAGAACGUGAAGCUAAGGCUGAGAUGCGGCGUAAAGCAAAGGAAUUACAACAGGCCCGAAGAGAUGCAGAGAGACAGGGCAAAAAAGCACCAGGAUUUGGGGGAUUUGGUAGUUCUGCAGUGUCUGGAGGCAGCACAGCAGCCAUGAUCACAGAGACUAUCAUUGAAACUGAUAAACCAAAAGUGGCACCUGCACCAGCCAGACCUUCAGGUCCCAGCAAGGCUUUGAAACUUGGAGCUAAAGGCAAGGAAGUAGAUAACUUUGUGGACAAAUUGAAAUCGGAAGGUGAAACUAUUAUGUCUUCUAAUAUGGGGAAACGUACCUCAGAAGCAACCAAAGUGCAUGCUCCACCCAUUAAUAUGGAAAGUGUGCAUAUGAAGAUCGAAGAAAAGAUCACACUAACCUGUGGGAGAGAUGGAGGGUUACAGAAUAUGGAGUUGCAUGGCAUGAUCAUGCUUAGGAUCUCAGAUGACAAAUUUGCCCGGAUUCGUCUUCAUGUAGAAAAUGAAGAUAAGAAAGGGGUACAGCUACAGACCCAUCCAAAUGUGGAUAAAAAACUUUUUACUGCAGAGUCUCUCAUUGGCUUGAAAAACCCAGAGAAGUCAUUUCCAGUCAACAGUGAUGUAGGGGUACUAAAAUGGAGACUACAGACAACAGAGGAAUCUUUCAUUCCUUUGACAAUUAAUUGCUGGCCCUCGGAAAGUGGAAACGGCUGUGAUGUCAACAUAGAAUAUGAACUACAGGAAGAUAAUUUGGAGCUCAAUGAUGUGGUCAUCACCAUCCCCCUCCCAUCAGGUGUUGGUGCACCUGUGAUUGGUGAGAUCGAUGGGGAAUAUCGGCAUGACAGUCGGCGAAAUACUUUGGAGUGGUGCCUGCCAGUGAUUGAUGCCAAAAAUAAGAGUGGCAGCCUGGAGUUCAGCAUCCCUGGGCAGCCCAAUGACUUCUUCCCUGUUCAAGUUUCCUUCAUCUCCAAGAAAAAUUACUGCAACAUACAGGUUACCAAAGUGACCCAGGUAGAUGGAAACAGCCCUGUCAGGUUUUCCACGGAGACCACUUUCUUAGUGGACAAAUAUGAAAUCCUGUAAUACCAAGAAGGGAAGCCGAAAAGGAAGGAUUUCAGAUUAAUAAAGAAGAAGCCAAAAGUGGCUGAAGAGAUUUUCCAAAUUUACAAGCCAUUGGAGACCCCUCCUUUUUUUUUUUUUUUUUCCUGAUACAGUGCACAUUCUCUGCGUGCAAGGACCCUCAGCUCACCCCCAGUGUUGCGGUGUCACAGAGACAUUUUUUGACAAAGAAAGGACACUGACAUAAAGGGAAAGGCUGCUGAUUUCUUUGGCAGAUUUUACUGGCCAACAGGAAGCAAGCUGUCCAGGGAAUGCCCCAGUAAACAGCUCUUCUGCCUUUACCUAAGGCUCCUUUUAUUUUAAGCCCUAAUUAUAGUUACAUUUCAUUCUUUGUUUUAAAAAAAAUUUCCUCUAUAGAUAUGAACCUUUGACACCCCUUUCCUUUCAGUCUUUCCUUCAGUACACUCAGUCACGCCCUGGGAUCAUCUGUUUGUAGGAAUUGUGUUCAGCACUCCUAGAACAAGGUUAUCGAACCCAUCUUGACUUUAGACAGUACCAGUGAACUGCUUAAGGGAUGCGCAGUGUACAAGUUGAAAUACAAGGAUUUCUUGUGUCCUCUCCUAUAUCCAUCGAUUGCUCCAUUUCUUGUAAGCCCUGCCCUUCCCAUUGUGGGCAGUGCUGUGAAUCCCACUGGUGUCAAUAUUAAAGGUAGCUGAAAAGCAGCUUUCAGAUACACAGUUUUUCUAGAUGCCUAAUAAGAUGGCUACAUCUAAUUCCGCAUAUAAUCAUGUCUGCUGCUAGAGCUGCCCAAACUCAGUUCUCCAAUUGAAUUGAAGCAUAGUCACUCAAGGUAUCAUAGUCCUUAGAUUCCUCAUGUCCACCUCCACCCUCCCAUUUCCAAAAUGCUCUUCCCUCCAUCAGUCUUUGUUCCAGCAGAAACGGGGCUAGUGAGUCUGUCAUUUCCCAUUAGCCCUAAACCACUGAAGAGACCCCAUGUUCACCAUUUGAGUGGUAGCAUUUUGAGAGGCAGGUGAUUAUAUUGGUCUGUAUCAAGGGGUUACUCAAAUAUACUCCAUCUAACCUGACAUUUACCACCUGCCUAUCUGUCCUUGUUUCUGAAAACCUUUUUUAUCCUCAGCCUUUUUGGUGUCAUCAUGUAGUAAUUGUUUUUAAGCUCCAUUUGAUCUAUUACCUUUUUGAUGGAGGCUGAAUCAUAGGCCAAGCAUAGCACUGAGCGGAAUGGAUGAUCAGUUGCUGCAAGGCUGCAGGCAGUAGCAGUGGGAAGCAGUAAAUGACAGUAGAUGACCUCCACACUCCCAGGUGGCUUGACAGCAGAGCUCUCCCUCUGAACACCUGGACCUCCCUGGCAAGAGUAUACUAUCCAUAAAGCAGAGCAGUCACGAAAAAAGGCCCUGGCUGGGAUGGCUUGCCAAAGAAAUUUCUAGCCUUUCCCUUUCUCUAAACUGCAUCAGGGAAGAAUCCUUAUCUCUAGCUUGCUUUUCAUGUGAGGUUUUCUGAGGAAAGGGACUGGGAUAAGAAGUCUGUCAUGUAGUUAAGUAGACAAGAAAUCUUAUUAAUCUAGUUGUAUUUCAGAGUUGUUUGUCCCUAAGAUUUUUAAAGUCAAGUUUAAUUUCACAAAGACUUUUUUUCUGAAAUUACUUUUGGGGUAAUAUUUAAAAUGAGAGGCAUUUUGUAACCCUGUAAAAUACAUAGGGAAUAUAACAUUCCAAUGUACACAACGAAGGCAAAUUCUUUAAUCAAAUAAAAGAGUAUUAUAAAAUAA
Molecule: messenger RNA, 3034 nt
Organism: Psammomys obesus (fat sand rat)
Lineage: Eukaryota; Metazoa; Chordata; Mammalia; Rodentia; Muridae
Gene: Arcn1
Product: archain 1
Exons: 9
Coding region: 1-1275 (424 amino acids)
Biological process (GO): endoplasmic reticulum to Golgi vesicle-mediated transport; Golgi localization; retrograde vesicle-mediated transport, Golgi to endoplasmic reticulum
Cellular component (GO): COPI vesicle coat; cytosol
Source: RefSeq, a predicted model, not a curated record